Messenger RNA from Hemicordylus capensis (graceful crag lizard), 2757 nucleotides. It is a transcript of the gene POLR1E, whose product is annotated as RNA polymerase I subunit E. Gene Ontology annotation, molecular function: DNA binding. NCBI's taxonomy places the organism in Eukaryota, Metazoa, Chordata, Lepidosauria, Squamata, Cordylidae. Bases 408 to 1640 code for a protein of 410 amino acids. Gene Ontology annotation, cellular component: RNA polymerase I complex. Gene Ontology annotation, biological process: transcription elongation by RNA polymerase I; nucleolar large rRNA transcription by RNA polymerase I; RNA polymerase I preinitiation complex assembly. The record is from RefSeq and is a predicted model, not a curated record. The transcript is spliced from 13 exons.
GGUUCCUCCAGCAGGAAAUGACGUCAUCAGAACAGUAGCCAAUCCGCAAGUUUCAGAAUCCGCUUGAAAGCCAGCAAUCCUAACUAUUCAGAGGCAGCCAUGCUUGAUCUUGUGACUAAUAAGGUCGCGUUGGAUGGAGUAUCUGAAACCUCAUUGGUACAUUGCCGGGGGCUGGCAAACAAGCGGCUCACUGAUUCGACAGAUCCCCCUUUCCAACCGAACAUAAUGCGACUUCAAUGAAAGGAACUGUGGGGAGUUUUGGUGGCGAGAGAGGCUUAAACUGAGCGGCAAAGGCGGAAGAACCUUGAUUCGGAUGGAAACCCCUCCCCUUCCCGGGCACCAAUAGCAUAGCAGCCGUAAGGAAAGUUACGAGAGUGGAGUUGCAGUAGCAGCAGUGUGCUUUUGCCAUGGCGGUAGAGGCCAGGUGGUGCUAUCGGGGGGACCCCCAGAAGGAGCAGAGCGCCCUACUCGUCCAGUUUUCGAAUGGGAAACUGAAAAGUGCUGAAAAUAUGAAUUUUACCUUAUAUAAAAGCAAAAACACCAAUAACCCAAGAAAGAAGCAUAAAAGAAUAUUGAAUGCAGAAACAGAUAGGCUCUCUUAUGUAGGAAAUAAUUUUGGUGCAGAAGCCCUGAAAUGCAACACCCUAUGCAGAUAUUUUGUUGGCAUGUUAGACAAGAACUCUGGACAAAUGGAUGUCUACAAUGCAGAGUUAUUCAACAUGCAGCCAAUGAUUUCAGAUAACGUAGCAGAUGAAGACCUGUCGGAGUAUUUGACUAAAUCCUUCAGAGAGAAGGUGGAUCUGUGCAUUGAAGCCUUUGGAACCACCAAGCAGAAGAGAGCCCUGAGCUCUCGGAGGAUGAAUGAAGUUGGGAAGGAGGUAUUAACUAAGGCUGUGACCAAAGCAGCAGAAGACGUUAUAGAGACAAAGGGUGUUGCUGCUUUGGUCAGUGACGCGGCAGAGGAUGAAAAGGCGGAUGCCUCCUUGAUCCUUCCUCCAUGCCAUGAAGAUGCUGACAAACCAGAAGAUGUCUACAAAUUUGAGGACCUUCUUUCCCCUGCUGAAUAUGAGGCACUUCAGGCUCCAGCUGCAGCUUUCAUGAGCGUAACUGCAGCUGCAAUCCUUAAGAUGGCAGAAGAGAAAAGCUAUUGCUCCUUUGUCCUGGAUGAACUUAAGUCCCUGCCUCUGGAUGAGAAGACCCGUGACCACAAGACCCGAUGUCUCUGGUUUUUGGAUUGUCUUGUCCAGCUGAGCCACAGGAGGGUGGUUAAAAAUAAAAAUGCGAUGGGACCCGAUUGUCCACAUAUCAUCAGUAACAAACUUGUGAAAACCUUCACAGCACUGUCCUAUGGCAAUGGCAGGAUUCAGAAUAAGGUUUCUGCUUCAAUGAGAGCCAAGAUAACUGCAUACGCCAUAGCCCUGGCCUUGCACAUUAACAACUUCCAAACAGACCUGACAGUUUUGCAGCGGGAUCUGAAAUUGCGAGAAAACAAGAUUCUUGACAUUGCCAAAGCAAUGAGGCUGAAAAUCACUAAAAGCAAAGGUCUUUUGGGAUUUGAUGAGCACAAACUGGGGACGCUCACACUGCCCUUACCUGUGUACAAGAUGCCACCAAUCCAGAGGAAACGAAAGAUGAAGUAAACAAGAUGCCACCAAGCCAGAGGAAAUGCAACAUUAAAAACUAUGUACUGUGACUUCUUGCUGAGUUUACAGCCUUCAUUGUUCAAUGCAGUUUCUUCCAGAGGCUCCUGUUGUUUUUCUGAUUCUUGCUACUGCCUCAGCCUUUUCAUCUGCAGCUUGUUUUGUAACUUUAACAUUCAGUCUUCUUGGACUGGACAGUAAUACUAAUAAGCAAGGAUUGGAUCAACACCUGCUCUUAAGUGUGUGAAAAUUCUGCUUGCCCCUUGGAGCAGAUCAACCACAGAGACUGUGACCAAUGGACCUCUGUUUUUUCCUGAAUUGCUGUGUUGGGCACAACUAGAAGAGAUGGCAGAACUUUUAUGGGGCAGGUUUUAAUAGUAAAUGAAGCCAGGGAAAGGGGGUGGGUGGGUUGAUAGACACACCAUCAGGAGAAGGGUUUCAUCCUUUCCUCUCUUGGUACUGUUCUUUAGUGGAGUACAACUAGCAACUGGAUUUCAACUAGGAAAAUGGGGUGGAAGGAAGGAGUUCAUUCUCUAGGUGAAAUUGGGCUGGGAGCCUCUCCUGCUGUAGUAUUGUUGAAUAAUCUGUUUUAGAGCUGAUCAGCACUCUGAUAGAAGACUACUAGUCUCAUGAUGAGCAGGAUACAAGUGUACUAUACAUAUGACAUUCUAUCAAGGGCCCCGGCCUCUUCUACCAACAGCAUGGCUCCUCUUGGCAUUAAAGCCUAGUUGCCAUCUCUCUGGUUCUUUAGCCCUUUCCCUACUACACCUCAGCACCCUACCACCCUGGUCCCUCUGUCUGUGCAUAAAGGCAGAGCCCUGUCCCUAGACCACAACUUUCCUUUAUCUUAUUCUCCCUGGCUCCCCAGAGAGCCUGCCUCCAGUCUCCCUGUAUGCAAGGGCUGCUUUUCCAUUCUUUCCCCCAUUCCAAAGCCAACACAAACAUGUGCACUGUUCUGUAACAUUACUUAUUUGCUGUACCUUACAAGCAAACCUGUGACAUUCAGACUGAUUGUUUUAAGAACUGGUGUGAGUCGUUUCCCCCCCAUUGUAUUUCACAUAAGCGCAUAAUAAAGGAUCACUAUCCAUUUCCAAAAUAGGGGGAUGGAGACAGCGUG